Messenger RNA from Pungitius pungitius (ninespine stickleback), 4039 nucleotides. It is a transcript of the gene prima1, whose product is annotated as proline rich membrane anchor 1. Bases 476 to 1366 code for a protein of 296 amino acids. NCBI's taxonomy places the organism in Eukaryota, Metazoa, Chordata, Actinopteri, Perciformes, Gasterosteidae. The transcript is spliced from 4 exons. The record is from RefSeq and is a predicted model, not a curated record.
UUGAGCACACGCUGUCGGGAUGAGCUGAUGUGAGCGUUGCAUCCAGUGCGCGGCGGUGAUGCUCCGGUAUAAAACAGCCCGCUGUAUUUCGGCACAGAGGGGGACGCAUCAGUUUAACCCUCGGCUCUGCCCUCCGGACUCGCCCCUUCAGUCUCCAGCCUAGAUAACUUGAGGUGAUGUGCGCUCCUAUUGGGAGGAAUCCUGCCGCACGAUAUUGCUGAGGAUCUCUCUGUUCGUUUUUUUUGCCUUUAACUUCGAUGGCUUGAGUGGCCCAUUUGCACUCAUGCUCGCAGCCGAGGAGGGAUGUAAGGUACGGGCCAUCCACCGCCCUCACAUUGCACGGAGUAGCGGCGUGAUUCAGGUUGCUGUCUGAGAGCCAAUAAGAAGAAGAAGAAGAAGAAGAAGAAGAAAAAAAACUACUUUCGAGAUGUGAAUUGUCGAGAUUUGCUACUCAUUCCGCCGGCUCGCCUGUCCUAUGCUAUCGAUAACGGGAUCUCAAGAGGAAAAGGAUUGUGGCGUAAACUACUUCUGGAGACGCUCGUCACAGACAUCGCCGCUGAACUGGCCAGGGUGGAUGGUUAUUUCCCAAACAGUUCAAGCCUAUGCCUACUGCGUCCGUUUGUUGGAAUCGCCGCCUACUAUCUUCGAGAACAGCGCAAGAGGAAUGCUGGUCCGAGAUCUAAUGCCAUUCACUUUAAGUUUUUGGCCUUUUUUCCUCGGUCAUUGCCUUCUCUCAUUGUUUUUACUCUCAUGCCAGGGAGAACUCCAGAGGUCAUGCUCACGGACGGUGGCGGAGAAAGUUAGCGAAGAGUGCCAGCUGGCAUGCCACUGUAGGAGAUACCCUCCCCUUCCUCCUCCACCGCCUCCGCCGCCUCCCCCGCGGCUACUGGGCAUCACAGUGGCAGCGACCGAGGUGCCCUUGCUGAGGCCAUGGUGGAUGGAGAUGGACAUUGUAGUGCUGGGAACGGUGGGCUGUGCAUCAGUUGUCUUCCUGCUCUCAGCCAUCAUCAUCUGCUACAAGGCCAUCAAGAGAGUCCGCAGCACCAGGGAGGCUGGUGUGUGCGAGCGCAGAGAAGAGGAUUCAGACACACGCUGCGUUUCAGUGUUGCUGUGCCAUGCGAAGCAAAAAGACAUGAUGCUGCAGUCCAGGCUGUCAGCCAUCCGAGGAGCCAAAACAAACAAAACUCCAACCAACUCACUAAUGGCGCUAGAAGCUUUUCCCAAUCACUCACCGCUCCGGGAGGCUUGUCCAAAGACAGACAAUCCAUCCCAGCUGCUCCUCUCCAAGGGCAAGUAUAUCCAAAAUGCUCAACACCAGAGACGCAAUAAUGAAAGGAAAACAUUUGUCAGGCAAAGUGGUUUAUAAUCCAGUAUUUACUAGUACAUAAUUAAUCUCUGUUUAAUUUUCCAAAUAGACUUUUACAGUUUGUUUUUAACGUGUUUUCAUUAAACCAUAGCAUGUUACGCUAAUUUCCAGAUGGCAGGAGUAAUUGUAAACAGCUCAACACAUGUCCCAAUUUCACCACGAUCCUUUUCCCCAAACUUCAAACAGGGAUGUGCGCUGUGAUUGCACAGCUUUGAUAUGAAAUAUUCAUCUAACCUGUGAAAUGUUGUGUUGCCACCUGCCAUGUGUCAACAGCAUGGCAUCUAUUAUUAAAAGAGCAGGGUAGAGGUCGGCUUGAGGCCCCAGUGCUCUGCCCUGUGUGGUGGCCCACGGCAACAUGGUCAGUCUGAGAAGAGAUCACGUCCCCGGGAGAAACGAACAGGGCCGAAGCACCUUCCAGCAGGCUGCACGUCGCCAUUGUCGGACCUCCUUUGUAGAAAACACAGCAGAUGAAACACCGAUGCGUCAAAAAAAUGCAAAAUUGAAAUAAUGAGUCGGCUGCAAGCACAUUGCAUAACUUUAAACGGAAUCAACACCAAUUACUUUCUGUCGAAGAAUUCCCAGACUGGCCGCUCACCCUGCCAUCUGUGCCUUAGAGAAAGCUUUGGUCUAUCCCAAUUCCCCCAGCUGCAUCAGCCAAUCGUCUCCCCCGCAGCACAAUGUGUUUCCACCCUGGGGCUGGUCACUUUCUAUUCUGAGGUUUUCCGUGGGUCCCUCAAGGGACUCGGGGAAGCACAAUAUGUCCUCAAAUCGCCGUCACGGAUCCCUAGUGUCUUGAGAGAUAUAACCUUUCCCAGCUGACGCAGUCCCACAGGAAGUCUUAGUCACUGCCUGACGUCUUGUUUACAACUUUGUUCAAGAGCCACAAGCCCCCAAACAACCUCAACAACUUUGGAUUGUCUGUUGUUCAACAGUUAUUUAUAAUCGGCCUAUGAACAUAGAAACGCAAAUCAUAUCAACGAGAUUGUAUAAUAUAAAGUGUACAAAGUUAAGUAAGAGUUUGUAUUAUCUACAUACUUUUAAUAUAUUGAAUAACUUUAUAACAGGGUUAGGGUUAGGGAUGUGUUUAGUCUAGAGAUGUGUUUGCAGCUCUGUGAGGCCUUAUUAGACGCUAACUAAAGCUAACGUUAGCAUGUUCCCACGCUCACUGUGGCAAGUCUACCUCUGAUGCCUUCUUAUCUAUCGUCUUUACUCUGAUGUUGAACAAGUGUCAAUUUUAACAAUAUUGCCAUGUCUGUUUAGUAUGCUAACCUGCUAACAUGUGCUAAUCCAAAUAGCACAGCGGUAAUGAGUGGUAAUGCCAUUCAUUCGUAAUAAAUACAAACACAAUUUCAAACACAUUGGAUCAGCCGGUAAGAUUCCUCCUCUGGGGAUCAUGAAUGCGUUCACAUUUUAAUUUUAAUUUCCAAAGUAGUAGACUGACAGACAGAUUGGAAAUUGCCAUCCUCAUUGCUAUCAUAGCUAAAGAGGAGGAGGCCUAUUGACAGUGACGGUUAAUCAUUGAGAUCCCGGUGUGAUGUAUUUUUCAGACGAAAGCUUUAAAGCCUGGCGAAGACUCUGACAGUGACUUUUUUGACAGAUUCAAUUAUCUUUAACCCGGGAGGUUGAGCGGUUGACGUGGUUCAGGGGGCUGAAAUGACAGCUGAAAACAGCCAAGACAGGAAUGGUUUUCUAACCUGAGAGCAACAAGAUGGUUGAAUAACAGGUGUGUCAGAAUCACAUGGGCUAAUGUUUAAUAGAGCGACAAAAUAAUAAAGUAGACAAAUUGAGUUGAGAGCCGAGAAAUGCGUCAAUUGAGCAUACGCUGGAAAAAUACACAUAAUUGUAUUAUAUCCUCAAGUAAAUGUCACAAAAACACAUUUUAUAUAACAUAAAUUGAAAGACUUGACAUCCGCUGUCCUUUUUUAUUUUACAUUCUUGGUUUAUGAUACACAUGGGUGUAAGGACUUUAAUGCAAUUCAAAGUGUGAAGCACAAUAAUGCAAUUAUGAAGCUCACAAUGCAUUAUGCAUUUUCUUCUGAGGUUUGAAUAUAAGGGUUUAUUGGAAUGGCUGUAAUGUUUUUUUCGUGGGAGAGAAGAGAGAAGCUAAGAUGUCCCUCAAGGGUCCUCCAUGGCAAUGAAGGCAUAGUACAGUUUUGAGUGGAACAAUGACUGUACUAACUGUAUUGAGAUCUGUCUCCGAGUUACAUAAGCCCGAGCAGGAGAGAGCAGAUGAGGGGGUCGGUGCAGAAGCCACAGUACACUGGACAAAUAUAAUAACCACAAAGGCACCAAAGGAGUGCAUGAAAAGGGCUGUAUUGAAUGAUCCUGCUCUUCACAGGCCAGUCGCAGCAAGGGGAUCAUGUCUUGCAGCUUUAUUUUGCACUGGAACGUCCUAAUAGAAAGGACACAGUGCUACAGCGCAAACCAGUGUUGAGAGGAGGUUAUGUAUUCAGGGUAUUCCAAAGUUUAUUUAACGGCCGUACACACACUCACUACUUAGAUGGAAGAUCGCCUGCUAGUCAGAGGAGGUCAUUGCUUUAUCCCUUGUGUUUCUUGGAUGUAUCUUUUCCCCCACUGUGACCUUUGCACAUUGAGCAGCCAGAGAAAUCAUGUCAGCCUAAAGGUUACAAGUCUAUGAGGACUAAUGUAAUUUAAUUAUGAAAAUGUUUAUAU